Molecule: messenger RNA, 602 nt
Organism: Kickxella alabastrina
Lineage: Eukaryota; Fungi; Kickxellomycota; Kickxellomycetes; Kickxellales; Kickxellaceae
Exons: 1
Coding region: 48-497 (149 amino acids)
Source: RefSeq, a predicted model, not a curated record
CCUCUUGUCAUUAUUUAUUUCCGGCUGCUUUUCUACUUUUUGCUCAAAUGUCUGGACAUCGUUACGAAUCGGUUGGCGACGGAAACAUCGGCGUCGAAUCCGAGGUCAUUUCGCCCGCAUACGACUCCGGCAGCGGCAACGACAGCGUCGGCUACGAGACAACCAUCCCAAUCCACCCGAGGAUCCUUGCACCACUUUGCUACAUCUUGCCGCUCGCGCCAGCACUCAUAAUUCUUCUGCUUGAACACCGCAACACGUACGUCCGCCUGCAUGCCUGGCAGUCCAUCAUCCUGGGCCUGGCUGCCGGGACUGCCUCAAUGCUACUGUUUUGGAUUCCGUUUAUUCCGUCGCUUGUCCAAAUCGCCGGCCUCUUUGCGGGCUUCUUCUGUGCCUUCCACGCGUGGAAAGACUCGGACACGCUGACCUUUUUCAAGCUGGGCGUUAUCGGCGACUUUGCUGAGCGCCAGGUGCUGGGAGCUACUGUCCUUCCCUUCUAAGCGUGUUGAGGGCGGGUGUUCGCGCGAGCAGGUGCUAUUACAGUUACAAUUAAUAUUUCUUUGUCUUUUUCGUCGUGUUUAAAUUAUAUUUCUCGAUAGCUUGAA